CUUAAAAAGCACCAUUACCCUUCAAGACUUGCCACAUAUAAGAGAAUAAACAUUUUGCAUAGCCAUUGGGGAGACCAACAAAUUGGAGAUGAAGAAACAGAACCCCUCUUGGCUAGGCAACAUGAACAAAAGUGUAGUGCUAAAGGCAAAAGUUCUUCCAAGAGCAGAAAUAAAAGAUCACAAACUGAAAACUCCAAAGGCUGGAUCAUUAGCUUCCAUGGUGAAUCCAAAAAUUCAGGUUCAUCACAUAAAUUUGUGCAAAGUAAAGCACAUGAUACCAAAGAAGGUGUCCUUGAUCAAAAUCUUAUGGAAGCAAAUAAGCUUAACAGAGAUACUCCUGUUAAUUCUAAGAGGUAUUCUGAUUCUUUGGAGGUACUUGGAGUGGAGAAGGAUUUGAUAUUAAAAUAUUUACAUGAUCUUCAUGUUGGUGGGGAAAAUCUUCAACUUCAAUUGGCUUUCAAUAACAAAGCAAGUUUGGAAAAAUCAGGUUCAGUUCAUCAGACAUCACAGAUGAGAAGCAUUAUUAGUCCUACCACCUUUGAACACAAGCAAAGCGAAAUUUGGCCUUUCGACAAGAAGAACAAGUUGCUUCAUAGUACUCAAGCAUUAAAGACCUUUGCAUCCAUUAAACAAAAACAAAGAUUUUCUUCCUCUUCAAGCAAUCCUCAAGGUUUGAAUCACAAAGGGUGGAACCAAUUAGUUCUUCAUCGUUUCAAGGUUAUUAAACAGAAGAUUAAACAUGCUCUUAUGGAAUUCAAGAAAAGUGGCUACCAAACUUCUGUUGAAGCUAUCCACCACCAUAGAGCUUCAUCGAAUAUGGCAUCACCAAUACUGAGAAUGGAAUCUCAGAUCAGAAUAAAUAUUUUUGUUUUGAUUCCAGCAGACACAAAUUUUGCGGCUGCAAGCAAAUAGAAUCCUCUCUUAAUGAGUCUCUUGAUAGAUACACUCAGUUGUUUGAGCAAAGCUUUGGCAAAGAUAUCAAGUGUCAUGGAUCAAUGUCUAAAAGCUUAAAAUUGCCAAAUGAGGAUAAGGAUAAUAGCAUGAGUUUGUGUCAGUGUCCUCCUAAGGCUUCUAGAAGGAAUUUGUCCCUGCCUAAUCUUGAUUCUUUCAACUUCUUGAUUCUACAUGAGGCACUUUCUGUUAAAAAUGAUAUCCAUGUUCAGAGAAAACUCCUUUAAACAAGGACAUUUCACUUGAUCACAUUACAGAAACUGAAAUGGAGGAAGCAAUGGAUAUCAGUGGCAACGAUGCGAAUGCUGCUCCUUUAUCUGAUAAAACGA
Messenger RNA from Arachis duranensis, 1280 nucleotides. RefSeq lists its product as uncharacterized. Lineage: Eukaryota; Viridiplantae; Streptophyta; Magnoliopsida; Fabales; Fabaceae. The record is from RefSeq and is a predicted model, not a curated record. The transcript has 3 exons. Bases 307 to 912 code for a protein of 201 amino acids.